Messenger RNA from Cygnus olor (mute swan), 1038 nucleotides. It is a transcript of the gene SAT1, whose product is annotated as spermidine/spermine N1-acetyltransferase 1. Bases 203 to 718 code for a protein of 171 amino acids. Lineage: Eukaryota; Metazoa; Chordata; Aves; Anseriformes; Anatidae. The transcript has 6 exons. Gene Ontology annotation, cellular component: cytosol. Gene Ontology annotation, molecular function: N-acetyltransferase activity. The record is from RefSeq and is a predicted model, not a curated record.
AGUCGGGGUCGGAGCGCCGCCGGAGCAGCAGGAGGAGGAGGAAAGACGCCUGUUCGCCGAGCGCCGCCGGGACAUGCUCGCAGCCUGACUGACCGCAGGUGGCCGCCGCGCCCGGGACACGAAUGAAGAAGCAGCUGCUCCUCCUGUUCACGCACCGGGGACUCGUCAGCCGAGGGGGCCGCAGGGGGAAACGCCGUCGAAAAUGGCUUCGUUCAGUAUCCGCGCCGCGCGGCCCGAGGACUGCCCCGACCUGCUGCGACUGAUCAAGGAACUAGCCAAGUACGAGGACAUGGAGGAUCAAGUGGUGCUAACUGAGAAAGAGCUGCUUGAGGAUGGCUUCGGUGAGCACCCUUUCUACCACUGUCUGGUUGCUGAAUUGCCGAAAGAGCAGUGGUCAUCCGAAGAACACAGCAUUGUGGGCUUUGCCAUGUACUAUUUCACCUAUGAUCCGUGGAUUGGGAAACUGCUGUACCUUGAAGAUUUUUAUGUGAUGGCUGAGUACAGAGGACUUGGCAUUGGGUCAGAAAUUCUGAAGAACUUGAGUCAGGUUGCUGUCAAGUGCCGCUGCAGCAGCAUGCACUUCCUCGUCGCAGAGUGGAACGAACCGUCCAUCAGGUUCUACAAGAGGAGGGGGGCCUCCGAUCUGUCCACGGAGGAGGGGUGGAGGCUCUUCAAAAUCGACAAGGAGUAUCUCUUGAAGAUGGCAACAGAAGAGUGAGAUGAUUCCAGCGACUAAAUUCUGUCUAUAUGUGCUCUGAAUAAACUUCUUGCUUUGUGUUAGUAGUGGAGUAAAGUAGUGUGGUUGCUAAUGCAAAUGCUAUGCAAGCGCGGUCAUAGAGUAAGUGGUACUGUGAGCUGGAGUUGAGGUAUCCGUGAAGUUGAGCGUGCUCGUAUGCAUCCUUUACCAGUGUGGGCUUGUAAUCUUUGAAAUGUAUGUAAAACUUCAUUCUUGUAAGUCAUUCAAAUGUGUACAAUGUACACACUGGUAGGGUUUGUUUUAAUUAUUUCCUUUUAUAAAAAUAAAUAGUUUUCACUUCA